Molecule: messenger RNA, 1806 nt
Organism: Eucalyptus grandis
Lineage: Eukaryota; Viridiplantae; Streptophyta; Magnoliopsida; Myrtales; Myrtaceae
Product: serine/threonine-protein kinase SRK2E
Exons: 9
Coding region: 492-1583 (363 amino acids)
Biological process (GO): protein phosphorylation; intracellular signal transduction
Cellular component (GO): nucleus
Molecular function (GO): protein serine/threonine kinase activity; ATP binding
Source: RefSeq, a predicted model, not a curated record
GCUGCAGCUGCUUACCUAGAGAGAGAAACACCCAAUCUUUUAGAGAGAGAGAGAGAGAGAGGGACGCCAUUCACGAGCGAUUCACCGACCCCCGCGACACUCCCCCGCGAUCCGUCACCAAGAAAUCCCACUUUAAACUUAAAAAAGAAGGGAGAACGACAGCCAGCGAGCAGCUCCUCCCUCCCUCACGGGUCGAUCGAUCUUCCCUCCGCCUUUUCCAGCACCCCCUGAUCGAGCCACGUCACCCCCACGGGCCCCCCAACCGCCCCUCCCCCCUCCAGCCUCGAUCCCCGAUUCCGCCUUUUUUCUCCCUCUCGCAUGGGGUGGCGUCGCUGGGAAGUGAGCUCGAUCAUGCGGAAGAAGCUCAGCGACUGACUGACUGACUGAUCGAGGAGUCCGCGUAGGGUUUUUUGCGGAGGUUUUCCCGGGAGGCUUUUUCUCGGGCGUUCGGGUUCGGGGAGGGGGAUUGCUUUUCUUUUGGCUUUCCGGCUAUGGAUCGGGCGGCGAUCACCGUUGGGCCCGGGAUGGACUUGCCGAUCAUGCACGACAACGAUCGGUACGAGCUGGUGCGCGACAUCGGAUCGGGGAAUUUCGGCGUCGCGCGGCUGAUGCGGGACCGGCAGACCAAUGAGCUCGUUGCUGUCAAGUACAUCGAGAGAGGGGACAAGAUCGACGAAAAUGUGCAAAGGGAAAUCAUUAAUCACAGGUCACUAAUACACCCCAACAUCAUACGAUUUAGAGAGGUCAUAUUAACACCAACUCAUCUAGCUAUUGUCAUGGAAUAUGCAGCUGGUGGUGAGCUCUUCGAGAGGAUUUGUAAUGCUGGCAGAUUCAGUGAAGAUGAGGCUCGGUUCUUUUUUCAACAGCUUAUAUCAGGAGUUAGCUAUUGCCAUACUAUGCAAAUAUGCCAUCGUGAUUUGAAACUGGAGAACACAUUGCUGGAUGGCAGUCCAGCUCCUCGUCUUAAGAUCUGUGAUUUCGGCUACUCUAAGUCGUCCUUGCUGCAUUCCCAACCGAAAUCAACUGUUGGGACCCCUGCAUAUAUUGCUCCUGAAGUUUUACUCAAGAAAGAAUACGAUGGCAAGGUUGCAGAUGUGUGGUCUUGUGGUGUGACCUUAUAUGUGAUGUUGGUGGGUGCUUAUCCUUUCGAGGACCCUGAGGAUCCCAAGAACUUCCGGCGAACCAUACAAAGAAUUUUGAAUGUCCAGUACUCCAUUCCUGACUAUGUUCAUAUCUCUCCCGAGUGCCACCAUCUGAUUUCAAGGAUUUUUGUGGCUGACCCCACAAAGAGGAUUACAAUUCCUGAGAUACGGAAUCAUGAGUGGUUUCUGAAAAAUCUUCCAGUGGAUCUCAUGGAUGAGAAUACAAAGAACAAUCAAUUUCAGGAGCCAGAUCAGCCUAUGCAGAGCAUGGAGGAAAUCAUGCGGAUCAUUUCUGAGGCCACCAUACCUGCCGCUGGUACCAACAACCUCAACCAGUAUCUGACCGGUAGCCUUGACAUUGAUGAUGACAUGGAUGAAGACCUGGAAUCAGAUCCAGAACUUGACAUAGACAGCAGUGGCGAAGUAAUCUAUGCAAUGUAGUUGUGACAGUAAACUUUCAUAAGAUGAUGGGGGUAAUUGUAUAUCUUUCUGCAAAUCAGAAGUCAGGUGGAUGAUGCUUCUUUGUGGUGUUCAUGAUGGUGAACUCUUGUGCUGUAUGUUGUUUCAUUUUGUCACAGAUGCAUCUUUAAACUUAUAAAUCUUGUAUAAUCUGAUUUGGACCCCCUUGUUAUAUCUACUGCUUUUGAGGGAAUGCAAUUUGCUA